Spodoptera frugiperda (fall armyworm) is the source of this 1912-nucleotide messenger RNA. RefSeq names its product protein SHQ1 homolog. Gene Ontology annotation, cellular component: cytoplasm; nucleoplasm. Bases 177 to 1586 code for a protein of 469 amino acids. The transcript has a single exon. Lineage: Eukaryota; Metazoa; Arthropoda; Insecta; Lepidoptera; Noctuidae. Gene Ontology annotation, biological process: box H/ACA snoRNP assembly. The record is from RefSeq and is a predicted model, not a curated record.
CCUAUCUGUCAGUGUCAAACGAAAAGUUAAAAAUCGCACGCAGUGUUGAGCGCUGUGCGAUGUGCGUAAUUUUUGUGGAAGUAAACAAUUUUUAAUUAAAUUAAUGUAUUAAGUGUAUUCUUCGUAUUAGUUAAAUAAUUAUCGUAAUGAAAUAAUAAUAUUAGUGUGAAGACAAAAUGUUGACCCCACGCUUCAAGUUAACACAGGAUGAGAAUCACGUCUUCAUCACCGUGCACGCUCCGUACACAAACAUCGGCGACACAGAAAUAGACGUGGAUGGCGAACAUUUCUUGUUCGUCUCUAGUCCAUACUUCCUGCGACUGCGUCUCCCUGGCCGGAUUGUCGACAAUGAUAGCUCCAAAGGUUCGUACAUUUGCGAUUCGGGCGACUUCAACUUAACCUUUGACAAAGAAACACCAGGCGAACAUUUUGAAAACUUGGAUAUGAUCACGAGCUUAUUGGCUCCUAAGGAUAUACCGGACAUGAAUCCUAGUUUAGUGGAAAUGCUAGAAGAGGAUGGGAUAACUCUAGAAAAUGAAAACAAUGAAGUUGUUGACUACAGUAACAAGUACUCGUAUGGAUUCGCUAAUAAAUUAACAACUGAGUUCAGCAACAUCGGAAUUGAGUUUCCACAGAUAUUUGAAUUAAGGGUUCCGGAAACAGUGUCUAUUGAAGACAGAACAGCUAAAAGAAUCAAACAUGAGAAUGAUAAAUUUUCCUCAGACCACUAUUUAGCUGAUUUCUAUGAUGAAGAACUUCUGGAACCAUUUCUAACAGGUGUAGUCUCAUGGAAUGAACCAAAUUUUAACAAAGAGAUAGAAUUUACUGAAGAUGAAUUGGGUGUGUUAAAGGAACUACCAAAUAAGAACUAUUUGCUUAGUAAAACGGAAUAUAGAGAAGUUCUGUAUGGAUUGAUUGAUAUAUUAUAUGCUUAUUGCUAUGACAAACGAAGUACUCUUAAUGAGAGCAAUGUGGAAUCAGGAUGGACUAUAAAUAAAUUGUCCGCAACCCUGAGCUGGUUCUGUACAUUUAGAGACAUGCGAGAAGUCCUCACUACCUGCUAUAGACGGGCUUUAAUAUUCCCAAUAUUUAGAAACUAUGACCUUUGCAUCAAAGUAAAGAAUGAUCUUGUAUCUCUCUUCAAACUCGGGAAGAAAUUCAUUGUCAAAUGUAUGAUUGAAAUACACCAAAUGUUUAAUGCAAGUAAUGAUGCAAGAUACAUUUUGAACCAGUUAUACAUAAGAGAUUAUUUGAUAUUCCUACAAAAAUGUAGGAACGAGGAGUUGGAUGAACUUUGCAAUAAUAUUGCAAAUAUUGAAAUAUCCAAAGAUGAUUUGGAACUGGAGAUUGUGGAGUUAGAAGAAGCUGCGGAGUUAGUGAAACAAGAGGAGGUUGAUAGCAUCAUGGAAAAUGAAGUUGCCGUCAAGAUGGCUUCCAUGUCCUUACUGAAAGGCUUACAUCGAACAAAUCCUGUGUACAUUGAGAGUGAUAGUGAUGAAGAUUCGGAUUCAAGUGAUUCGUCCGACUCGUCUGACUCCUCAGAUGAUUCUUCAGAUGAGCUGGACUCCGAUGAUGAUCCCUCUUGACAAAGAUAUGGCUUGUAGCAAUCAAGCAGUAAAGGCUUGUGAACAAUUGAGACUGAUAGCAUAGGACAAGUAAUUCAGCAAUCAGUGGUCUGGACAAUAUAAUAGUUUGUGCACAGUGAACCGAAGUGAAUCUCAAUGCAAAAGUUUCUCAAGCCAGGACUCUUAGUGUCAUAAGAAAAGACAAUUUAAUUAUUAUAAGUGUUUCUGCAUUUAAUCAUUCACUAUUAUGUGUAGCUUCAGAAUAAAUGUGAUUAAAUAUUGUAACCUACAUAAUUGUAUCAGCUGAAUGUAAUAUUUAAUUCAAUAAAGAAUUAUUAGAAAUAAAA